Messenger RNA from Leishmania mexicana MHOM/GT/2001/U1103, 447 nucleotides. RefSeq lists its product as hypothetical. The transcript has a single exon. The record is from RefSeq and is a predicted model, not a curated record. NCBI's taxonomy places the organism in Eukaryota, Euglenozoa, Kinetoplastea, Trypanosomatida, Trypanosomatidae. Bases 1 to 447 code for a protein of 148 amino acids.
AUGAACCCCAACGAGAGCAACACGGACCACAAGGUCCUGAUAGCCGAUCUGCCGAUGAUGUGGCCGAGCGAUAUGCGCCGCUUCGAGAAGGAAGGUGGGGUGUGGGGGCAACAGUUUAGACAGCGGCGCCGCCAACUCACUUUUGCGCUGACCAUGUCCGUGGCGUCGACGCUGCUCGGGUCGUGGUAUGUUGUGAUGCGGCGCAGAAACACGUACUUUGUCCUCUUCUCUACUUUCAGCGGCUUUUCGGUGCUCGGCUUCUGCGUCGGCAUGUCGCUCGCCCCGCUGUGGUACGAGAAUGUGGCGAACAACAAGGAGACGUCGAUGAUGCGGCGGGUAUGGUGGGCGAAGGAAUGCGCGAAGCACUGGGACUACUCGCAGGUGAACAAGGAUCGCUGGACAGCAUCGUAUCCCAAGGCCGCGUAUCCGUGCAAGAAGAUCGAGUAA